Molecule: messenger RNA, 1191 nt
Organism: Austrofundulus limnaeus
Lineage: Eukaryota; Metazoa; Chordata; Actinopteri; Cyprinodontiformes; Rivulidae
Product: dynamin-3
Biological process (GO): synaptic vesicle budding from presynaptic endocytic zone membrane; receptor internalization
Cellular component (GO): cytoplasm; plasma membrane; microtubule
Molecular function (GO): GTP binding; GTPase activity; microtubule binding
Source: RefSeq, a predicted model, not a curated record
GUGAAGGACUUCAUCAACGCGGAGCUGUUGGCCUGCCUGUACUCUGCAGGGGACCAGAACGCCCUGAUGGAUGAGUCCCAGGAGCAGGCCCAGAGGAGGGACGAGGUGCUGAGGACCCACCAGGCUCUGAAAGAGGCCCUGGCCAUAAUUGGUGACAUCUCCACCACCACUGUCACCGUCCCCCUGCCUCCACCUGUCGACACCUCCUGGGUGGGAGGGUCUAGCGGUGGUCGCAGGUCUCCUCCUCCCAGCCCCACAGCUCCCAGAAGGAUGUCUUCAGGCCAGCGACCAGCUCCACGAGGGGCCCCACCACCACCAAACCGCCCGGGUCCCUUGGGACCCUUCAAUAACAAUGCUGAGAGUCCCCAGGCUCCCAGUCGCCCAAACAGGGCCCCUCCUAGCAUCCCCAGUCGGCGGCCACCCCCAUCUCCUACAAGACAAGCCCCGCCGUAAUCAGCUGAAGGGAUGCCUCAGGCCCUUACCUUCGCACCCUCAUCCAGUCUGUCCCCCCCACUCCCCCUCCUCCCCUCUGCACCACUGAACCUCAGUUUCCUGCCAGGUGAAGACGUCCAUAUAUCUAUGUACAGUAUGGUACUUUGUCUUGUGGUGUAUGUGUACGUGCGCUUGUCGCUCGCCUGUGAUCCAGGUUUGCUUAGCAGGUCCACUACUCGGUAUCAGUCUCUGGAACCCUCCACCCUCAACAAGAACCGUCCACCCAGACCGCCACCACCCGCAGCCGCUGCUUCCAUGUUAAAGUAUCCGAGCAGCCAUGCUGCCCUCAUCGUUCCAGAACGCAGCAUGGCACAUCAGCUGUUUUCAUUGCAUGGGAGUGUGUGUAUGUAGAGUGUGUGCGUGUGUUUUUGUGUGUGCGCAUUUGGGGAGGGACUAAUUUGCCUAUAUGUAGGCCGAGUUCCAUUCAGUAUUGUAUUAUUUAUUGUACAACACCCCUCCAAGUGUUAAUUAUCAGCUCGAUGUUCUCUUAGGAACAAAAGUUGUAUCUUAGUAUAAAGUGUGUAUAUGUGUGAACAAUCCAGUCGGUGUGUGUGUGUGUGUGUGUGUGUGUGUGUGGCCAGGUGUGCGUAUGAGUGAGGGAUGAAUGGGUCGUCCAUUUGCACGUUCGUUGUUUUUUGGGUUCUGUUCGUUCGAUCCAAGCUGUUAAUGAAGCAUCAUAAACCCAGUUGGUUGAAUUCA